UCCCCCUCCAACGACUACGCCUCCUCUUCCUCCUCCUCUCGCUCCACCACCACUCACCCCUCCACCCCGCCGCCGCCGCCGCCGCUCGCCGCCUCGGCCUCCGUGCAUGAAACCCUAGAGCCAACCCAAACCCCCCUCCCCUCCCGUCCCCGCACGCGAUGGCCAAGGCGCUCCUCUCCUCGUCGCUGCUCCCCUCGCUGCUGCAGCCGCGCGGCCGCGGCGCCUCCCUGCUGCCGCGGCGGCGGCACGUGGGGCGGCGCGCGGCGGUGUGCAGGGUCAGGGCGACGCUCCACGGGCUUGACUCCAUCGGGGGCCUCCACGCGGCGCUGGAGCGCGCCGAGGCGGCGCUGUACACGCUCGCCGACGCCGCCGUCGUCGCGGCGGACGCGGCAGGUGGCGGCGGUGACGCGGAGCAGGCUGCCUCGGCUGCGGCGCAGAAGAGCGGGGGGUGGUUCGGGUUCAUCUCCGAGGCCUUGGAGGUCGUGCUCAAGGUGCUGAAGGACGGCCUAUCAGCAGUUCAUGUGCCAUACGCUUAUGGAUUUGCCAUCAUCCUUCUCACUGUCAUUGUGAAGGCUGCAACAUUACCUUUAACGAAACAACAGGUUGAAUCGACUCUGGCAAUGCAGAAUUUACAGCCACAGCUCAAGGCAAUUCAGAAGAGAUAUGCAGGAAAUCAGGAAAGGAUACAGCUUGAGACUGCUCGAUUGUACAAGCAAGCUGGAGUCAACCCUCUAGCAGGAUGUUUUCCAACUUUGGCAACAAUUCCUGUCUGGAUUGGUCUUUACCAGGCCCUUUCAAAUGUAGCAAAUGAGGGGUUAUUGACAGAAGGAUUUUUCUGGAUUCCAUCUUUGGGAGGCCCUACAACAAUUGCUGCUCGGCAAAGUGGUGCUGGCAUUUCUUGGCUCUUUCCUUUUGUGGAUGGUCAUCCUCCAUUGGGCUGGCAUGACACCAUAUGCUAUCUUGUGUUGCCUGUGCUACUUGUUGCUUCUCAGUUUGUCUCUAUGGAAAUCAUGAAGCCACCCCAGACUGAUGACCCAUCGCAGAAGAACACGCUGCUUGUCUUGAAAUUUCUUCCAUUUAUGAUUGGGUGGUUCUCUUUGUCGGUGCCAUCAGGAUUGUCUAUUUAUUGGUUCACUAAUAAUAUCCUCAGCACAGCACAGCAGGUUUGGUUACGGAAACUGGGAGGAGCAAAACCUGUUGUAAAUGAGGGUGGUAGUGGGAUAAUUACUGCAGGACGAGCAAAGCGUACAAGCGCUCAAUCAGCUCAACCUGGUGAAAGAUUUAGGCAACUGAAAGAAGAGGAGAGCAAGAAAAAAGGCAACAGAGCGCUUGCUGCAGGUGAUUCAGACCCUUCGUCCUCAACUUCAGAGGAUGAGGAGUCAGAUGAUGAGACUACUACAGAAGAGGGAGGACCUGAGGAAAGAUUAAAUUCCAUUAGCAACAACAAGAAACUUCCAAGUUACUCUGGAAAGAAGGGCAAAAGAUCAAAGAGGAAGCGCAUGGUUCAGUAGGUGUGGCAGAGCCUGAUUGGAUUUUAAUUUUGUCAUAACUGGUUACUUCAGUUGACCAGUACGAUUGCAUAGUUGAUCUCGGACACAAUUUUGAUGCUCGGUUGGAAGCCUAAUCUUCAAGUGCAGGACAGAGACAGACACAACACAUUCCAGGGUACAGGUGUUUUGCUGGCACACAGCAAGAUGAAAAUAGUUCAGUACACUACAAAUAGGUUUGAGAGGGUUAAUGCAUGGCUCGAGUGUGUGUUACAUAAGAGUAUUAGAUUACUUGUGCUAUUCAAUGUGGGUACCAAACUCACGCAGGAUUGUAAAAUUCAUGCUACAUGUUUUUAUGUCCCUCUUGUAACCUAAUAACAUUCUUUGCGGAAGAGUAUACUGGAGAAGUUAGAACA
Oryza brachyantha (malo sina) is the source of this 1903-nucleotide messenger RNA. Its product is annotated as inner membrane protein ALBINO3, chloroplastic. Gene Ontology annotation, molecular function: membrane insertase activity. The record is from RefSeq and is a predicted model, not a curated record. Bases 159 to 1511 code for a protein of 450 amino acids. NCBI's taxonomy places the organism in Eukaryota, Viridiplantae, Streptophyta, Magnoliopsida, Poales, Poaceae. Gene Ontology annotation, biological process: protein localization to chloroplast; protein insertion into membrane; thylakoid membrane organization. Gene Ontology annotation, cellular component: chloroplast thylakoid membrane. The transcript is spliced from 12 exons.